AUGGCGCCGGAAGACGAUGCGGAAUGGAGCGAGGCAGUGGAGUCGCUCGAAUUGAGCAUAGAGCAGGCGCCGGACGAUUACAGACUGCGCUGGUACCAGCUGACUCUGUUGCGUCUAGCGGGCAAUUCUGAGGAUUUGAGACGACGAAGAGAGGCAUGCGCGAGCCGAUGGCCGAUGCCGGAACAGUGUUGGAGGGAGUGGAUAGAGGACGAGGAAGGCGCCGAAGAAGACUCGAUGUCUGACGAGGCGUACGACAAGAUCGAUGCCAUGUACAGAAGGGCCGUUGACGACUUCGCCUCGCCCGAAAUUUGCAUGAGGUGGUUCGAGUUUCUGGACCGCUGGUUUCUCAGGGGCCUCACCAGACAGGCCGAGCAGGGGGGUCAGAUGCACCCGAGCCUGCAGAGGGUUAGGGACUGCUACGAGUUGGUCCUGCAGAAGUUGGGAGCGAGGCUGGCGGAGUCCGCCGGGCUCUGGGACCGGUAUCGCCGCUUCGAAGUGGCCAUUUUGACCGUGAUAGAAGACGAAGAUGAAAAAAAGUUACAGGUCAGAAGAAUAAGGGAGCUCUUCCGCAGAGAGUUCGCGCACCCGCACCUGCAAAUCGAGGACGUCUACCGACAGGCCUACCUCCCGUGGGAGGCCGAAGUCUCCUCUAUUCUGCCCGUCCAGGAAGACGAGAAGCAGCAGAUUCAGCGCCUCUAUUCGGACGCGCUCGAGUUCGUAAAUUUAAGAAAAGUGUACCAAUAUGACGAACCUGAAAACGUCGACCCGUCCGCCUAUCCCCCGACGCCUUGGCAGUCCUACCUCUCCUUCGAGCUCUCUCAAGACGCGCCCGCGUCCACCUUGUCCUGCUUGUACGAAAGGGCCGUCGCCACGCAUUUCGCCUGCUCGCAGCUCUGGGCCGAAUACGCGCUAUUCCUGCUCUCUUCGUCGCCCGCAUAUCCCUGCGACACGUCCGACAUCCAGUCCCUGCUGCGCAGGGCGAACCAGCUCUGUCCCGACUGCGUCGACCUCCUUCCCUGUCGCCUCUUCUACCUCGAGUUCACUCGUUCCGACGAGCUCUUCGCCGAAUUUCAGUCCGCGCUCUCUUCCGUCCCCGAAGAGGCCAAGUUCUCCAUCUGCCAACAGUACCUGGACGCCUGCUCUAGGUCCAGCACCAACGGCCGCGAGUCGCUCGAUCGCGCUCUCUCCUUCUUCCACCAACACGUCCCUCAGCACCACCUGGACCUCCUCCUCGACGCCGUCGACCACGCGUCGCUCCGACGCCGCGACACCGACCACGCCGACUCUCUGUGCUCCCUCGCGACUCACCUCUACCCCACCUCCUCCAGGUCCUGGCUUAAGCGCAUCCGAUUCGAACUGUCAAGACACCACGUCCAAAAAGCGAGGUCGCUCUUCCACGAAGCCUCGCACCUCCAACUCGACCACCCGGAACUGCUGCUUCACGAAAGAACCUCCCUCGAAAGAUUUCACGGCCACCUCCACCAAUACCUCCAAUCCAUCUACCUCUACUCUAAACACCAUCUACUCACCCCUCCACCACCACCCUCCCCCUCCCAAAAAAACUCCCACAAACGCUCACCCCAACCACACUACACACCACCUCACAAACGCACCAAACCCACCUCUCCUCCCCCCCCCUCGACCGACUACUUCCAACUCCUCCCCCACUCUCCUGAACCCUCCCCCUCCCGCCGCCCCCCCAACUCCAACCCCCUCUGGCUGAAAGUCUCCAACCUCCCCUCAGACCCCUCCUUCUCCCCCUCCUCCCUCUUCUCCCUCCUCUCCCCCUCCUCCCCCAUCCUCCGAAUCCGAUACUCCCCCUCCGACCCCUCUCACGCAUUCGUCCUGCUCCCCUCCAAACGCCACGUCUCCCUCGCCCUCUCCAAACACCCACCCGUCUACACCCUCUCGUGGAACAUGGGCUCCUCCGACGUCUCCCUCUCCCCCCUCUCCUAUACCGUCUUCGUCCACAACCUCGGCCCAAACUCCAGCAAACAAUCCAUCCACUCCGUCCUCAAAUCCGCCAACCUCGCCCUCCCCUUCGACAUCCGCAUCCCGAGACUCCACGACACCGGCAAACACAGGCGCAUCGCCUACCUCGACUACGACGACUCCACCCCCCUCGACACCGUCGUCUCCCAACUCAACGGCCUCGUCAUCAACGGCAGGCGCAUCCACGCCGCCCCCAGCGCCCCCCCCCCCAAACCAUCACCACCCCCCUCAACCGCGCCCCCAACCCCCCCUCAAGCCCCCCCCCGGCCCCUCCUCCCCCGACCCCUCGCCACCCGCAGGCCAAAACUCAACAUGUCCGCCUCCCCCACAUAA
Molecule: messenger RNA, 2325 nt
Organism: Schistocerca gregaria
Lineage: Eukaryota; Metazoa; Arthropoda; Insecta; Orthoptera; Acrididae
Product: squamous cell carcinoma antigen recognized by T-cells 3-like
Exons: 2
Coding region: 1-2325 (774 amino acids)
Biological process (GO): RNA processing
Molecular function (GO): protein binding; RNA binding
Source: RefSeq, a predicted model, not a curated record